This is a messenger RNA of Fusarium keratoplasticum, 1944 nucleotides long. RefSeq lists its product as uncharacterized. Bases 1 to 1944 code for a protein of 647 amino acids. Gene Ontology annotation, molecular function: actin filament binding. The transcript is spliced from 5 exons. Gene Ontology annotation, cellular component: actin filament bundle; actin filament; cytoplasm. Gene Ontology annotation, biological process: actin filament network formation; actin filament bundle assembly. The record is from RefSeq and is a predicted model, not a curated record. Lineage: Eukaryota; Fungi; Ascomycota; Sordariomycetes; Hypocreales; Nectriaceae.
AUGAACGUUUUGAAGCUUCAGAGGAAGUUUCCUCAGUUCCAGCAGAACGAGAUCUUCUCCUUGUCCGAUGCCUUCCAGCGACUCGAUGUCGACGACAAGGGAUACCUGGAUGAAGCCACUGCUAUCAAGGCCACGCAACAGAGCGAAAACCAACCUUAUGAUGUUGUGCGCCAAGCGCUGAAGGAAGUCGAGCUUGACUCGUCACGGCGCGUUGAACUUGAGGACUAUGUUAGCCUCAUCUCCAAACUCCGCGAAUCCUCCCCUGCUCAGAAGCGCAUGUCCACGGGCCCAUCCGCCUCUUCCGCGCCCGGCAUUGUCGCGCAGCGCACUGGAGGGCAUGCUUCCAAGAGCAGCGUGAGCGGCAAGAUUCAUGUCCAGGGUUCCAAUGCCAACAUCACCCACACCAUCAACGAGGAUGAGCGAACCGAGUUCACCCGCCACAUCAAUGCCGUGCUCGCUGGCGAUCCCGACAUCGACAGCCGUCUACCAUUCCCUACCGACACUUUUGAGAUGUUCGACGAGUGCAAGGAUGGUCUGGUUCUCGCCAAGCUCAUCAACGACAGUGUACCUGACACCAUCGAUGAGCGUGUCCUCAACAUUCCCGGCAGGAAGACGAAAAAUCUCAAUGCCUUCCAGAUGAGUGAGAACAACAACAUUGUUAUCGAGUCCGCCAAGGGUAUCGGCUGCUCUGUUGUGAACAUUGGUGCCGGCGACAUCAUCGAGGUUAGGGAGCAUCUGAUCCUGGGUCUGAUCUGGCAGAUUAUUCGCCGUGGACUGUUGGGCAAGAUUGAUAUCAAACUGCACCCCGAACUUUACCGAUUGCUUGAGGAGGACGAGACUCUCGAGCAGUUCCUCAGACUACCCCCCGAGCAAAUCUUGCUCCGGUGGUUCAACUAUCAUCUCAAGGCUGCCAACUGGGGCCGCAAGGUUAACAACUUCUCCUCCGAUGUCAAGGACGGCGAGAACUACGCCGUUUUGCUUGCACAGAUUGGCCCCGAAUAUGGAGUCACACGUGCACCAUUGCAGAAGCAGGAUCUUCACGAUCGAGCCGAGGCGGUUCUUCAGGAGGCCGACAAGCUUGGUUGCCGCAAGUUCUUGACACCAAAGUCUCUUGUCGCCGGAAACCCGAAGCUGAACCUAGCAUUUGUUGCCAACCUGUUCAACAAUCACCCCGCUCUUGAUCCUAUCACCGAGGAGGAGAAGCUUGAGGUCGAGGACUUCGAUGCGGAGGGCGAGCGUGAGGCAAGAGUUUUUACUCUUUGGCUCAACAGUCUGGAUGUGCAACCAGCUGUCGUAUCCUUCUUCGAUGAUCUUCGAGACGGCAGCAUUCUCCUCCAAGCCUACGACAAGGUGAUCCCCGGUUCCGUCAACCCCCGCCACGUCAACAAACGACCAGCCCAUGGUGGAGAGAUGUCGAGGUUCAAGGCUGUGGAGAACACCAACUAUGCGAUCGAGCUGGGCAAGCAAAACCGCUUUUCGCUGGUGGGCAUUCAGGGUGCCGACAUCACCGACGGACAGCGAACUUUGACUCUUGGCCUCGUGUGGCAGCUUAUGCGCAAGGAUAUCACUGUCACUCUUUCAUCCCUGGCUCAGAAGCUUGGCAAGAGGGAGAUUACAGACUCUGAGAUGGUGCGAUGGGCCAAUGACAUGUCCCGCAAGGGUGGCAGAAACUCGGCCAUUCGCUCUUUCAAGGAUCCUGCCAUCGGUUCUGGUAUCUUCCUUCUGGAUGUCCUAAACGGAAUGAAGAGCAGCUAUGUCGACUACGAUCUCGUGACGCCCGGACAGACGGAUGAGGAUGCCUACAUGAACGCCAAGCUGAGCAUCAGCAUUGCCCGCAAGCUUGGUGCCACCAUUUGGCUGGUUCCAGAGGAUAUCUGCCAAGUCCGCAGCCGUCUUGUUACUACAUUUAUUGGUUCUCUCAUGGCGACUCACGAGAAGAUGUAA